AUGGGGACACCCUGGGGAAGCAGUAAUGGCGACGGCAGGAACUUGAUCCGGUGGAUCGGGACUCUCGCCGGCGCGGUCGAUGCAGGGCCGGAGCUGACCGGCGAUGGCUGCUGCAGCGGAGCGCCGGGCGUGGCGGAGGCCGCCAGGAGCGGCGGCUGCCACUGUAGCCAGGGCGGGGCGGUGGUGGCGGUGGAUGGCAGCUGCAACGGUUGCUGCAGCGGCCCAGCCAGCGCGGCGGGGACACCCUGGGGCAGCGGCAGCGGCUGCUGUGGCGGAGUGCCAGGCUUGGCACAGGCCGCCAGGAGCGGCGGCUGCUACUGCAGCCAGGGCGGGGCGGUGGAUGGCAACUGCAGCGGCCCGACGAGUGCGGCGGAGGUCCCCUGGUGCAGCGGCUGCCACAACAGCCACAACGGCACGAUGGCGGCGAUCAGCGGCGCAGCCGGGUGCAGCCCGUAG
Molecule: messenger RNA, 456 nt
Organism: Aegilops tauschii subsp. strangulata
Lineage: Eukaryota; Viridiplantae; Streptophyta; Magnoliopsida; Poales; Poaceae
Source: RefSeq, a predicted model, not a curated record